GCUUUUACAUUACUCUGUCAUUUUCCGGGUCAAAAACCUUUCUAUUUUUCACGUGUUUUUUUUAGACUGUCAUUACGUCGGUGUGUGAUUACCAGUGACUGCAAACAGACAAAGAUGUCUGGAGAAGAUUCCAAAAGGAGGACCAAUUUUAUCACAAUUCCUGAUGACACGGCUGGCUAUCGAUUGGAUGAAUUCUGUAUUCCUCUACAUUACGAGGAUGACCUGUCCAGAGUCUUAAUUCCUGCUGGGCUGAUCAACGACAGAAUUGAGCGCCUGGCUCGUGACAUUGUAGAAGACUUUGAUGAGGAUGGGCUCGUCGCGCUGUGCGUUUUGAAGGGCGGGUACAAGUUCUUCACCGACCUCCUGGAUAAAAUUAAAGGCCUCAACAGAAACCUUGGGAGAUCCGUACCCCUAGCCGUGGAUUUCAUCCGAUUAAAGAGCUACGUGGACAGAGAAAAGGCGUGGACGAAAGAUGACAAAUCGUCAGGUCAGAUUGAAGUUAUUGGCGGAGACAAUCUGAAAAAUCUCCAGGGAAAGAAUGUAUUGAUUGUGGAGGACAUCAUCGACACGGGGAAAACCAUGCAGAAACUUCUAGGAAUACUAGAGAGCGUGAAACCAAAGUGUAUCAAAGUAGCCAGUAUGCUGGUGAAGAGAACAACUAGAAGUUCUGGUUAUAAACCUGACUACACGGGUUUUGAGAUUCCAGACAUUUUCAUUGUUGGCUACGCAUUGGAUUACAAUGAAUAUUUCAGAGAUCUAAAUCAUGUUUGUGAAAUCAACGAAGAAGGAAAGAAGAAGUAUGCAUCGAAAUGAGCAGAAUCGGAUAAGGACAAAAUAUCAGAUUGUGAAAGGGACCAAUUAUUAUAGACCCACACAAAAUAUCAGACACACCCAUAAAAUAUCAGACACACACACAAAAUAUCAGAUACACACAAAAUAUCAGAUUGUGAAAGGGACCAAUUAUUAUAGACCCACACAAAAUAUCAGACACUCAGAAUAUCAGACACACACACAAAAUAUCAGACACACACUCAAAAUAUCAGACCCGCAUAUAAAAUGUCAGACACACCCAUAAAAUAUCAGACACACCCAUAAAAUAUCAGACACAUACUCAAAAUAUCAGAUUGUGAAAGGGACCAAUUAUUAUAGACUCACACAAAAUAUCAGACACACACACAAAAUAUCAGACACUCAAAAUAUCAGAUACACACACAAAAUAUCAGAAACACACACAAAAUAUCAGAUACACACUCAAAAUAUCAGACCCGCAUAUAAAAUAUCAGACCCGCAUAUAAAAUAUCAGACCCACACUCAAAAUAUCAGACCCACACUCAAAAUAUCAGAUUGUGAAAGGGACCAAUUAUUAUAGACCCACACAAAAUAUCAGAAACACACUCAAAAUAUCAGGCACAUACACAAAAUAUCAGACCCGCACACAAAAUAUCAGACCCGCACACAAAAUAUCAGAAACACACACAAUGUCAGACACACACACAAAAUGUCAGAUUGUAAAAGGGGCCAAUACAAUACACGCUUCUAAACAAACGAUUAUUCUUCAAACACUCUGUGCCGUUGUCAAUAUACCUGUGCAAAUUGUGGAGUGUUUGUAAUGGUGAAGUCGGCAUUGUCAAAAUCAUGAAAUGUAACACUGCAGGGUUUUGGGUUUUUUUUAUGAUGAAAACAUUCUCAAACAUUUUAUAGUUGAGUGAUAUUUCUGGCAGUGUUUUAUGACACCAGAAACAAUUUGAAACAUUUGAUUUUACAGUGGUAUUUCCUGCAAUGUUCUAUUGAUAAAGGAUAUAUUAAUUAUAGUAAUUAGUUCACGAAUAUUUCCUGCAGUGUUCUAAGGUAAUGGACACAAUUUGAACUAUCUAAUUAUAAUUUCUUGCUGUGAUUUUUGAUAAAGGAUAUUUUGAUAUAUUAAUCAGCUCGAGGGUAGUCUCUGCAAUGAUUGAUAGAAAUAAAUUGUUUCCCUCUGCAAUAUCUGCAGAAGAGGUUGGUUUUUAUUUUUGUCAGUAAACUAUGUACAGAACUGUAUUGACUGAGAAUCACCAUGGAGACACUCAGAUGUAGUGGUUAUGACUUCUAAAUCCAGGAAUGUGUUAGCAAAAAACGAAAACGGGUGAUUAGACUUUGUGAUUGAGUUUUGAUCUCUGAUGUAAAUUGUAUGUGAUAAGAUAUCAGGUAGAUUGUAGUGAAAUUAUUCGGAAAUUAUUCAAACAGGGAAACAUUAUUCAUAAAUACAAAUUUAUCUUCUGGUUCUAUGGUAUCGUGUGACAUUAUUCAGAAAUCAUUAAAUCAGGGAAUAUAAAGAUUGAUAUUCUGGUUCUAUGGUAUCGUGUCAGAUUGUUUGGGGCCCGGUACAACCGUGUAAUUGAGUGGGAUUUGUUUUACUGAAAUCCUAUCGAGAGGUUCUGUAGUAAUGCCUUUUGAGAUGGAGAAGAUAUGGAAUGCGUGUGUGUUUAAUCCGGUGACUACCAGCAAAUACAGAUUCAUAUGAUAUUUGUGAAAUAGAUGACGCAUUUCAAAUGACAAUCUGAAUAAAGAUACAUGACAGUGUAUGUGUUAUGCUACUUCAA
This is a messenger RNA of Ostrea edulis (European flat oyster), 2579 nucleotides long. RefSeq names its product hypoxanthine-guanine phosphoribosyltransferase-like. Gene Ontology annotation, biological process: purine ribonucleoside salvage; guanine salvage; IMP salvage. The transcript has 9 exons. Gene Ontology annotation, molecular function: magnesium ion binding; hypoxanthine phosphoribosyltransferase activity. The record is from RefSeq and is a predicted model, not a curated record. Bases 115 to 813 code for a protein of 232 amino acids. Lineage: Eukaryota; Metazoa; Mollusca; Bivalvia; Ostreida; Ostreidae.